Messenger RNA from Chenopodium quinoa (quinoa), 468 nucleotides. RefSeq lists its product as uncharacterized. Gene Ontology annotation, biological process: DNA integration. The record is from RefSeq and is a predicted model, not a curated record. The transcript has a single exon. Bases 1 to 468 code for a protein of 155 amino acids. Gene Ontology annotation, molecular function: nucleic acid binding. Lineage: Eukaryota; Viridiplantae; Streptophyta; Magnoliopsida; Caryophyllales; Amaranthaceae.
AUGGUGUUUGACAACGGACCUCACUUUGAAACGCCUCAACUAAAAGAAUGGUUGGAAGACCAAGGCAUAGCUCAUUGCUUUGCUUCAGUCGGCCGUCCACAAGCAAAUGGUCAGGUAGAGGCAUACAACAAAUUGAUCUCCAAUGGAAUUAAGCGCAAGCUUGAAAGAUCAGGCGACUUAUGGGCUGACGAGUUAGUUAAUGUGCUGUGGUCCAUACGAACCACGGCCAAGAGUUCCACAGGAGAAACUCCCUUCUUCUUAGUCUAUGGUGCCGAGGUGGACCUUCCAAUUGAAAUGUAUGAGCCCACCCUUAGGGUAAUGCUAUAUGAUGAAGCGGCCAAUUGGGAAGCCAUAAAGACUGCCCUAGAUUUCCUUCCUGAAGCUAGGGGCAACGCGACACUUAGACACGAAAUCUAUCGUCUACGGAUGACAAGGGCGUACAAUCACCGAGUGUCUAAGCGGCUGUAG